GAACCUUUUGAAACACAGUUAAAUGACCAGGAGAAUCUGAUUAUGGCGGACCACUUUCUAGAAAAUCAGGAAUUGGCAGAAGCGGUAAAUGAGGCUAAGAGACUGGAACUUAGGAGAACAGUGAGGGGUCAAUUAUUAACAAGAUGUGGAACAGAAUAUUGGAUUGCAGUUCACAAGGAUGAAUGUGUCUCUUGCUACAGGCAUCCUGUAAUGCAAAGAGUUGAAUUAAGUAUGGGACAAUUCUGUCGAGAUUGUUUCAAGACUGUUAAAAUAAUGACUUGGGUUAAUGAAGAUAAGACAACAGAGCAUUACUUGACAACUUUUAAUCUAAUGGAACGCACUAAUGCUGCGUUAUUUCUGAGGUACCGAGAUAUACUCAAAAGGCUUCACCCAGAGGUUGAGGAAAUAUAUUAUGAUAUUGAUGGACACAAGGAUUGGACUAAAGAUAACAAAGACCUUGUGGUACAUGAGCUUCAUAGAAGUAAAACAUUGAAGAUUGUUAAACUCGAUGGAGUUUUUUAUCUCAUAGAGCUAAACAUUGAUGAUUGCAUCAAAAAGGAAAGGGUCGCAACUUCUGCCCCCCCAGUUCUCCAGAAGACUUCAAUGAUGACUGUGGCUCGUGGAGAAGUGCGUAAAAUGCAGGAGUCCAUGAUUCCGUUGAUUGGUAAUUGUAAACAAUGUAAGAUCAAUGGAAGGAGCCGCCAGUUCUUGUGUCAGAACUCUGAAGGAGAAUUGAUUGGUGCAUGCUACCAUGAGAUAACUGAUGGAAAAUUUAUAAAAGCAAAUUUUGGAGGCUAUCUGAACGUAGUGUUGCAAAGUGUAAAACAUUGGCCAGUGGGUGAUCAAGUAAAAGGAAUUAUAGUGGAAAGUAAUUGGGUAAGACCAAUACGCAAAGUUCCCUGGGUCAACAACUAUUUGAGUAUAUCUCAGCACAACAUUUUUACUAAUAGGGGUGAAAUGUACUUGAUGUUGAAAAAAUAUGAAAGGAGAGUUGGAAGAUAUCAGCCAUACUUAUGUUUGAAAAUGAGAACUUAAAGGCUGUAUAAUAUUGCAUGAAGGGGGUGUUGUGUAAGAUGCAAAUUAUCCAACCUUUAUAAGCCAAAUAAUACACCUAAUUUUAUAUGUAUUUCUUCUGAGCAAUAUAAACCUGUGGUUUGUUAUUUUAUACUCCUUUUACUAUGUUAAACUCUUUAUGUUACUUAAUACGCCUAGGGUGGCUUUGAUGUAAAGUAUUAUAAUCAUUGAGUUGGGAGUAUAUGCAUGACAGCUCUUAAAUUGCAUGUUUAAGGAGUGACACAAAUAUGGUUUUGUAUUUACUAGUUUAUUAAGAGUAGAGAGAUUGAUGCAUGUAUUAGAUAGAACAAAGCUUAAGGGAUAUAUUACAGUUUAAAGCAUGAUUUAAAGACCUGUCUUCGUGGGAGAAAGCGCAGAGGAGUUUGGAGAAGAACGACAAAGAGACUUCGUCAUAUAUUUAAGAUAUUAGGGGACUUUCCCAGUAGACGUAAGGAUCAAAGGCGUGCCAUGAGGCCCUGAAUAUGAUUCCUGGAAUUCGGACCCGAGACCGUGCCUAUAAAUUGAUGCUGGUGCAGAACUUAGGCAGAUCUGGAGAGCGAGCAGCAUCCAGCAUCUCCGUUGUCUGACAGCCUGAAAUCUUGUGUGCUCUAGACUUAGUACUUUUUAGACUUUGUAUUUUUGUCUUAUUACUUUUAGUUAACUUGGUAUUUCUUAUUUCUUUUCUUUUUCUUUUUAAUUUGGCAAAACUUGUAAUCGCAACUAGCUAAAUUGUAUUAAUAAAUUUUUUAAAA
Messenger RNA from Misgurnus anguillicaudatus (oriental weatherfish), 1805 nucleotides. NCBI's taxonomy places the organism in Eukaryota, Metazoa, Chordata, Actinopteri, Cypriniformes, Cobitidae. The record is from RefSeq and is a predicted model, not a curated record.